Molecule: messenger RNA, 650 nt
Organism: Amoebophrya sp. A120
Lineage: Eukaryota; Dinophyceae; Syndiniales; Amoebophryaceae
Source: the annotation of a GenBank genome assembly
CUCCUGAGGCAUGUAAGAGCCAAGCACCACGACGAAAAAGUCCCAAAGAGUUAUUUUCGUCGUCGUGUGACGAGCGCGUCGACGACCAGCGCUAUGAUCUUGGAAGCAGAUACAGUGCACAUGCUACGUCUUCUUCCCCGGGAUCUAGCACUAGCUCUGUCGAUACUUGGCAAUCAAACUGGAACGAUGCCUCCUGGAGCAGCAGUUACGGGUACUAUUCUGAUCAUUUUUACAACUGCUACAACUACACUGAGUAUAGCUCUCCUGCCUCCUCCUAUGCUGGGAAAAGCAAUCCUCACACGGACGCUGUGCCUGAGCGCGACGAUCGAAGCAGCUAUAAAUCGAAAGCUUCAUCGUACCCGGCCGACGACGGGGAAGAUCGCUACAAGAAAUUCCAUUACGGAACAAGAUACAACCAGCAAAGAGGUGAACAACUACAACAGGCAGGUAGUACGAGUUCCUCAUCCUCUGCAAACCGUCGCGCAGACCAUUCGCAUUCCCCCAGGGAACAAGAAGACCUCGAAACGCACACAGAACUCUGCGCGAAGUUUGACCGCCGCACGUAUUUGUUUCCUGCUGGCGCGAUGGAGAGCGUCGCUAUGCCCCGCGACCACAACCUAACCAAAGACAUCCUAGCGCGGGACUUUUCC